This is a messenger RNA of Chelonus insularis, 2757 nucleotides long. Its product is annotated as carboxypeptidase M. Gene Ontology annotation, molecular function: metallocarboxypeptidase activity; zinc ion binding. The coding region runs from base 475 to 2181 and encodes 568 amino acids. The record is from RefSeq and is a predicted model, not a curated record. NCBI's taxonomy places the organism in Eukaryota, Metazoa, Arthropoda, Insecta, Hymenoptera, Braconidae. The transcript is spliced from 10 exons. Gene Ontology annotation, biological process: peptide metabolic process; protein processing.
UGGAGCAGACUACCUCUGAUGUAGAGAGUAGAAGUGGAGAGAGAAAAGAGAGAGAGAGAAUUUGAGGAGAUCCUGUGCUCUUCAAUGCUCCUCAAUGCAGACUGGCGCCGCGCGACGUUCGACACCCAUGCUCAGUCGUGUCCACCACCCGUGCCCAUCAACUGAUCGUCGUCAUCACCAUCAUACUAUUCACUCUUUUUCUUCUUACCCUGAACAAUUCCAAUAUAUUCAUUUGCCACCUCGAUCUCGAUCCCAUUGUCGAUCGUAUCCGUCCAUCCGCGUAUUGGUGCAUCUUCUUCCGACUUCAAUUACACUUUGUUCACCAGAUGCAGCAAUCAUCUACAAUGGAUAAAUAUUUCUACAAGAAGUAAUUGAAGAAUUUUAUGAAGAAAAACUAAAAUAAUUCAAAUUUCACGUGAUUACAAUUUAAUUGAAUUUCUUUGGAAUAAUUAUUGUGCCAGAAAGAAAGACUUGAUGGUGAUAAUGACGAAGCUGACGGUGGGCUUUUUAAUUUUAUCAAUAAUCACUAUAGCGUACAGUAACGCUGUAGCGAUUGGUGGUCCAGUUCAAUCGACAGACGAUGAUGAAUAUACAAGACAUUAUGAUAACACAAGAUAUUCAAUAUUCGAUAAGCCUUACACAGUUGAUUUCAAAUACCAUAACUACGACCAAAUGAGUCGUUUUUUGAGAACAACAUCAUUACGCUUUGAAAAUCUCACUGCCCUUUAUUCAAUCGGAAAAUCCGUUCAAGGACGUGAUUUGUGGGUGAUGGUCGUGUCUGCUUCACCUUAUGAGCAUAUGAUUGGUAAACCAGAUGUUAAAUAUGUAGCAAAUAUUCAUGGUAAUGAAGCCGUAGGUCGUGAACUUAUGUUGCAUCUUAUUCAUUUAUUAGUAACUAAUUAUGGGACAGAUCCGUACAUUACAUGGUUGCUAAAUAAUACUAGAAUCCAUAUUCUUCCGUCCAUGAAUCCUGAUGGUUUUCAAGUUUCAAAAGAAGGCUAUUGUGAAGGCAGUCAAGGCCGGUACAAUGCUCUUGGUUAUGACUUAAAUCGUAAUUUUCCGGACUAUUUCAAGCAGAAUAAUAAGAAGAGCCAACCAGAAACAGAAGCUGUAAAAGAGUGGGUGUCGAAAAUUCAGUUCGUGUUGUCUGGAAGUUUUCACGGUGGUGCUCUUGUGGCUAGUUAUCCCUUCGAUAACACACCAAACUCGCUGUUCCAGAGUUAUUCAUCAAUACCAAGCAUUUCUCCAGACGAUGACGUAUUUCGUCAUCUCUCGUUGACCUAUUCACAAAAUCAUGGUACUAUGUACCGAGGUGAAGCUUGCUCUCCUUCUCAACGUGGCUUUAAAAACGGAAUCACGAAUGGCGCCGAAUGGUAUCCAUUGACUGGAGGGAUGCAAGAUUUUAAUUAUGUGUGGAAUGGAUGCAUGGAGAUUACCUUUGAAUUAUCCUGCUGCAAAUACCCACCAGCUAAAGACUUGCCACGAUAUUGGGAAGAAAAUCGAUUGGCACUACUUAAAUUUUUAGCUGAAGCCCACAGAGGUGUUCACGGAUUUGUUAUUGAUGAAAACGGAAAUCCUAUAGAAAGAGCAUCAGUAAAAGUUAAAGGACGAGAUAUCAGUUUUCUCACGACGAAAUACGGAGAAUUCUGGAGAAUUCUUUUACCUGGAGUCUACAGACUUGAGGUUUAUGCCAACGGUUAUACACCCCGCGAAAUGGAAUUUAUGGUAAUAGACAAGCAUCCAACUCGACUCAAUGUCACGUUGUACAGUACCAAGAAUUGGAAUAUUGACGAUGAGGAUGAUAUUAAUGAUGAUGAUGAUGAUGAUGAGGAUGAUGAAAAUGAUGAUAAUAUUCAUGAUAUUGAUAAUAUUGGUGAUGGUUGGCACCAAAGCGAAAUGAUCACUGGAACAGGCAUAACACGAAUUUCUACUGAUCAACGGCACACUCCAAUAUCUGCAUGGCCCUUGGAUUAUGACUUCCCGCGACAAGAUGAUGCUAAUGAUGGACAAUAUUAUGGAGGUGGUAAUGGAGGAGUUCGCCCGUACCCUCAUCGUGACUACAGCCUUCACGUUCGUCCAAGUGGAUCAUCGACCUAUUCCACCACUUCAAACUCAAAUAAUGGAAUUUUUUCAUCAAUUAGCAAUGGUUUCAAUUCUCUUGUCAACAACUUGUUUGGCUGAUCGUCUGCCAGUCAUCAAUCAGUUUCACACAAUAUCAUCUUCAUUGUGGUUCUUUCUUUACUCUUACGUUAUUGAGUAUGUAACACCUUGAGUAUGUAACACCUUGCAAUACUUGACAAUUUUCAAGACUUGUUGAAACAUGACUAAAACUAAGUGCUAACGUGUUUAUACAAAAAAGAUUAAGGACCAAGGAGAUGAAGAACAGCAUUUAAAGACUACUGAUUGUUAUUUAAAAUGUAUUUUAUUAAUUGAUUGAUGAUGAUGAUGAUAAUAACGACUUUAAUGAUUUGACCAUGACAAAAGUAUUUUAAAAUAAACUUGAUCAAAGAUAUUUUUGAGUGAAAAUUAUAAUAGCAUAUUAAAAAAAUAUUGAAGUAAAAUAUAGAUUGGAAGAGUAUUUUUUCGAUAUAAAAAUAUUCAACGAAGAAAAAUACGAAUACAAUUUUUAAAUCAAGCUUUAUGCAAACUUUUAUUGUGAUUAUCAUCAUUAUUAAAACCAUAAAUAUCAUUAUUAUUACGAUAAUAAUAUAGUAUUUAACAGCAUAAUCUGUUAUGUAUAAAAUAGGUAUAUCAAAA